Molecule: messenger RNA, 795 nt
Organism: Acanthosepion pharaonis
Lineage: Eukaryota; Metazoa; Mollusca; Cephalopoda; Sepiida; Sepiidae
Source: the annotation of a GenBank genome assembly
AUGUCUGUUCAUAUCUAUAUAUCUAUCUAUCUGUCUCAGCCUGUCCAUAUCUAUCUAUCUAUCUGUCUCAGCCUGUCCAUAUCUAUCUAUCUAUCUGUCUCAGCCUGUCCAUAUCUAUCUAUCUAUCUAUCUAUCUAUCUAUCUAUCUAUCUAUCCCAGUCUGUUCAUAUCUACCUAUCUCAGUCUGUUCGCAUUUAUCUAUCUACCUAUCUAUCUCAGUCUGUUCAUAUCUAUCUAUCUCAGUUUGUACAUAUCUAUCUAUCUAUCUAUCUAUCAAUCUAUCUCAGUCUGUUCGCAUCUAUCUAUCUAUCUAUCUUUCUCAGUCUGUUCAUAUCUAUCUAUCUCAGUCUGUACAUAUCUAUCUAUAUAUCUUUCUCAGUCUGUUCAUAUCUAUCUAUCUCAGUCUGUACAUAUCUAUCUAUCUAUCUAUCUUUCUCAGUCUGUUCAUAUCUAUCUAUCUCAGUCUGUACAUAUCUAUCUAUCUAUCUUUCUCAGUCUGUUCAUAUCUAUCUAUCUCAGUCUGUACAUAUCUAUCUAUCUAUCUAUCUAUCUAUCUAUCUAUCUAUCUAUCUAUCUAUCUCAGUCUGUUUAUAUCUAUCUAUCUAUCUAUCUAUCUAUCUAUCUAUCUAUCUAUCUAUCUGUCUGUCCAAUACGAACGUCUGUCUAUUAAUCCAAAAUUCUUAUCACUUUCUGUCUGUUCCUAUCUAUCUAUCUAUCUAUCUAUCUAUCUAUCUAUCUAUCUAUCCCAAACAUAUAUCCCUGUUGAUCUAUUAUAGGCAUGUAGAAGGUGAUUAA